Messenger RNA from Alnus glutinosa, 4440 nucleotides. RefSeq names its product structural maintenance of chromosomes protein 1. The record is from RefSeq and is a predicted model, not a curated record. The transcript has 19 exons. Lineage: Eukaryota; Viridiplantae; Streptophyta; Magnoliopsida; Fagales; Betulaceae. The coding region runs from base 258 to 3902 and encodes 1214 amino acids. Gene Ontology annotation, cellular component: chromosome; nucleus; cohesin complex. Gene Ontology annotation, molecular function: protein binding; ATP hydrolysis activity; DNA binding. Gene Ontology annotation, biological process: sister chromatid cohesion.
CGACAUUAAAUCCCCACGAGUUUCACCAUUCCUCGCCCGUCGAAAAUGGAAACUCGCCGUCCCUAAACAUCCCACACUUCCUCCCGCCAAUUCCCUCCACUGUACCAAAUCUCUCUGUCUCUGUCUCUGUCUCUCUCUCUCUCUCUCUCUCUCUCUCUCUAACCACACACACAUUUCAAAAGUCCACUCUCUCUCUGUAAUCUCCAAUUCCACAGAAACCCUAAGUCCCCUAAACCCUAGAGUGCUCCAACAGAACGAUGCCGUCCCUAGCCUCCCCGGGCAAAAUCCUCCGCUUGGAGCUCGAGAACUUUAAGUCGUACAAGGGCCUCCAGAGCAUCGGGCCCUUCUACGACUUCACGGCGAUAAUCGGCCCCAAUGGAGCCGGCAAGUCCAACCUCAUGGACGCCAUCAGCUUCGUUCUCGGAGUCCGCUCCGGCCAGCUCCGCGGGGCCCAGCUCAAGGACCUUAUCUACGCCUACGACGACCGGGAGAAGGAGCAGAGGGGCCGCCGGGCCUUUGUCCGCCUUGUCUACCUCCUCGCCAACGGCUCCGAGCUCCACUUCACCCGCACCAUCACCAGCUCCGGAGGAAGCGAGUACCGCGUCGACGGGGCCACCGUGUCGUGGGACGUCUACAACGCCAGGCUCAGGGAGCUCGGGAUUCUCGUCAAGGCCCGGAAUUUUCUGGUCUUUCAGGGUGAUGUGGAGUCCAUUGCGUCUAAAAAUCCCAAAGAACUUACUGCACUUCUUGAGCAGAUAUCUGGGUCUGAUGAACUCAAGAGAGAGUAUGAGAAAUGUGAAGAAGAUAAAGCCAGAGCUGAAGAACAAUCAGCACUUGCUUAUCAGAAGAAAAGAACAAUAGUGAUGGAGAGAAAGCAAAAGAAAGAACAAAAAGAAGAAGCUGAGAAACAUCUACGUUUGCAAAGUCAAUUGAAAUCUUUGAAGAAAGAACACUUCUUAUGGCAAUUGUCCAACAUAGAGAAAGACAUUGAAAAGACAACUGAGGAACUUGAAGACGAAAUGAAAGGCCGCGAAGAUGUUAUAAAAGAUCUAGAAAAGUAUGAACGUGAAGCAGGUAGGAAGAAGAAAGAACAAUCCAAAUAUUCCAAAGAGAUUAUGCAGCUGGAAAAGAAGAUUGCUGAGAGAAAUAGCAAACUUGACAAGAAUCAACCUGAGCUACUAAAAGUGAAAGAGGAAAUGUCCCGCAUAACUUCAAAAAUCAGGAAAAUACAGAAGGAACUUGACAAAAAAAGUGAAGAAAAGAGGAAGCAUGAUCGGGAUAUAGGAGUGCUAAAGAACGGCAUAUUGGAUCUUACUGCAAAACUAGAAGAUAUACAAGCGAAAAAAGCUUCUGAUGGUGGUGAAAAACUUGACUUAGAUGAAAAUGAAUUAAGGGAAUAUUUUCGAAUUAAGGAGGAUGCUGGGAUGAGAACUGCCAAGCUUAGAGAUGAGAAAGAAGUUCUGGAUAGACAGCAGCAUGCUGAUAUUGAAGCUCAAAAGAAUCUUGAAGAAAAUCUUCAACAGCUGAAAAAUCGAGAGCGUGAGCUGGAUUUACAGCAUGAACAGAUGCGAACAAGAUUGAAAAAAAUUUCUGAUACAUCUGCAAAACAUAAGGCCAACCUUGAAGAACUGAAGAAUCAACUGCGUGCAAUGCAAGAGAAACAUCGAAGUGACAGAUCUAAAUAUGAAAACUUGAAGAAAAGGCUGACUGAAACAGAAGACCAACUACGUGAAUUGAAGGCAGAUAGAUAUGAAAAUGAGAGGGAUGCCAGGUUGUCUCAAGCGGUUGAGACUCUCAAACGCCUGUUUCAAGGAGUUCAUGGUCGCAUGACAGAUCUUUGUAGGCCAACACAGAAAAAGUAUAAUCUUGCUGUUACUGUUGCUAUGGGUAAAUUUAUGGAUGCAGUAGUAGUCGAGGAUGAAAAUACGGGAAAGGAAUGCAUCAAGUAUUUGAAAGAGCAAAGGCUACCUCCUCAGACAUUUAUACCUCUUCAGUCAAUUCGUGUAAAGCCAAUUACUGAGAGAUUGCGUAACUUAGGUGGUACCGCAAAGCUGGUCUUUGAUGUAAUCCAGUUUGAUCCUGCCUUGGAGAAGGCAAUUCUUUUUGCUGUUGGGAAUAUUCUUGUUUGUGAUGACCUUGCUGAGGCUAAGGUUCUAAGCUGGAGUGGUGAGAGGUUUAAAGUUGUAACUGUUGAUGGAAUUCUGCUCACAAAAUCUGGCACAAUGACUGGGGGUACAAGUGGUGGAAUGGAAGCAAGGUCAAACAAGUGGGAUGAUAAAAAGAUUGAAGGAUUUCAGAAAUUUAAGGAUAAUCUUGAGUUGGAAUUAGAGGAGCUUGGGUCAAUUAGAGAGAUGCAGGUAAAAGAGUCUGAAGCAUCUGGAAAAAUUAGUGGACUCGAAAAGAAGAUUCAGUAUGCAGAUAUUGAGAAGCGAAGCAUUGAGGACAAACUUGCAAAUUUGAGGCAGGAGAAGCAGAAUAUCGAAGAAGAGAUCAAUCGUAUAAAUCCUGAAUUGCAGAAAUUAAAAAGUGCUGUUGAUAGAAAGAGUGUUCAAAUUAAUAAGCUGGAAAAGCGGAUCAAUGAGAUUGUUGACCACAUCUACAGAAACUUUAGUGACUCUGUUGGGGUGGCAAACAUCCGUGAGUAUGAAGAAAACCAACUAAAGGCUGCACAGAAUAUCGCCGAAGAAAGUCUUAGUGUGAGUAGCCAGCUGGCAAAGUUGAAAUACCAGUUGGAGUAUGAGCAAAACCGGGACAUGGAAUCGCGAAUUAAAGAGCUGGAAUCUUCUAUUAGUGCUUUGAGAAAUGAUUUAGAGCAGGUUAAGGAUAAAGAAGAUAAAGCCAAGUCAUCAGCAGAGGAAGCUACUGAUCUGAUCAAUCGAUAUGAGAAAGAAGUACAGGAGUGGAAAGUUAAGUUGGAAGAGUGUGAGAAGGAGAUGCAGGAAUGGAAGAACAAGACUUCUAGAUCUACAACAAACAUAUCGAAAAUUAAUCGUCAGAUAUCUUCUAAAGAGACACAGAUUGAGCAGCUGAAGUCGCGGAGGCAGGAAAUAGUAGAAAAGUGUGAAUUAGAGCAUAUAAGCCUUCCGAUGGAGACAGAAUCCUCAACAUCAGGACCAGUUUUUGAUUUUAGUCAGCUUAAUAGAUCUCUUCUGCAGGAUAGGAGACCUGCUGAUCGAGAGAAGCUUGAGGUAGAAUUUAAGCAAAAAAUGGAUUCUUUAAUAUCAGAAAUGGAAAGAACAGCUCCAAAUUUGAAGGCUCUAGAUCAAUAUGAGGCUCUGCAAGAAAAGGAAAGAGCUGUAACUGAAGAGUUCGAAGCAGCCAGAAAAGAAGAGAAGGAUAAAGCUGAUAAGUUUAACUCGGUUAAGGAGGAGAGGUAUAGGUUGUUUAUGGAUGCUUUCAACCACAUUUCUAGCAACAUUGAUAAGAUUUACAAACAAUUGACGAAGAGCAACACACACCCAUUGGGUGGGACAGCGUAUUUAAACUUGGAAAAUGAAGAUGAUCCGUUUUUACAUGGCAUCAAGUACACUGCUAUGCCCCCAACAAAGCGCUUUCGUGAUAUGGAACAGCUAUCGGGUGGGGAGAAGACAGUCGCAGCACUUGCAUUACUUUUUUCCAUCCACAGUUAUAGGCCUUCACCAUUUUUCAUAUUGGAUGAAGUUGAUGCCGCAUUGGAUAACUUAAACGUGGCCAAGGUUGCCGGAUUCAUUCGUUCAAAGUCAUGCGAGGGAGCCAGGGGUAAUCAGGACGCUGAGGGAGGCAAUGGAUUUCAAAGUAUUGUGAUAUCACUGAAAGAUAGCUUUUAUGAUAAGGCUGAAGCUUUGGUUGGGGUUUACAGGGACUGUGAGAGGGGUUGCUCAAGAACCUUGACAUUUGACCUGACCAAGUACCGGGAGUCAUGAAGGCACAACUAAAACCAGCAGCUAGUCACCUUCUUGUUAUGUAAAGAAUUCAUGGCUUAAUUCGUUCCAUCUUGAUUUAGAGACUCUUGAAGAGAGGGAGGGAAGAGCAGGACCCGAAAAUUGAUGUGCAUUCAAAUUACAAUUGACCAUAUGUUCUUUGGUAAUGUUAAUGUUGCUUCGUUAAAGUGCCAAUGUGGUUGCACUCGUCCAGAAGUGGCUCAAAUACUAAUAUUAGAAGGCACUGCUCAUGAACCCUUCAGCAACAUGCAAGCUUAAGCUCAAGGAAGGAAAGGUGGGAAAUCUUGCUAUGUUCUUGGGGUUCUUGCAGGGCUUCUCUUGUUCUCUGAGCCUGUGUGUGUGUGCAGCUCAGGUCAGUGUUCUUCUUGCUGGAUUUGCUGAGAUGGUCCGAUAUUGGUGAAAAGUAAGGAGAAAAGGGAGGAAAACAAUACUCAUAAUUUUCAUGGUUAUGUAAUGUGAUUAUGUUCACAGGAGCGAGCUGCUAUAUUUUCUAUGUUAAUAAAAAAUUAGGGUUACAAUA